This is a messenger RNA of Ctenopharyngodon idella (grass carp), 1191 nucleotides long. Its product is annotated as valacyclovir hydrolase-like. The coding region runs from base 94 to 945 and encodes 283 amino acids. Lineage: Eukaryota; Metazoa; Chordata; Actinopteri; Cypriniformes; Xenocyprididae. The transcript is spliced from 7 exons. The record is from RefSeq and is a predicted model, not a curated record.
UCAAUGAUUGAUUGUUAAUCCCGAUUAUCACAUUCGCAGUUUCGCUGUCUCGUUCCCGGUGUUUUAACUUCAGUUUCAGGUGUUUCUGCUCUUAUGGCGACACUCGUUUACAGUCAAACUGGACUCUUAAUAUCCAGCGUCUUCAGAAGAGCUGUAAUACAGAGACGAUUCUACGGUAUGUCUGUCUCCGGUAAGAUGUCCGUGAAUGGAGUGGAUCUGCACUAUCAGCGCGCUGGAGACGGAAAACACGCUGUGCUGCUGCUGCCUGGAGCUUUAGGAAGUGCUCAGACUGAUUUUGGCCCACAGCUUGAGAAGCUGGAUAAGAGGCAGUUUACGCUGGUGGCGUGGGACCCACGGGGUUACGGACGCUCACGUCCUCCAGACAGAGAUUUUCCUGCUGAUUUCUUCCACAGAGAUGCGAAGGAUGCACUGGACUUAAUGCAAGCUCUGGGUUUCAGGCGUUUCUCUCUGUUAGGCUGGAGUGACGGCGGCAUCACUGCUCUGAUCGCGGCUGCGUUAAACCCCAAACUCAUUGACAAGAUGGUGGUUUGGGGCUCCAACGCUUACGUGUCUGAAGAAGAUGUUCAGAUCUAUCAGGCGAUCCGUGACGUCUCGUUGUGGAGUGAGCGGAUGCGACGGCCGAUGGAGGAGAUGUACGGCGCUCAGUACUUCCGUCAGACGUGGGAGAGAUGGGUAGACGGGAUCAGCCAGUUUACACGCAACCCGCAGGGGAACAUCUGUAUGGAAGUGCUGCAGCUGAUUUCCUGUCCCACGCUGAUCGUCCACGGGGCCAAAGAUCCCAUGGUGCCCUCAUGUCACCCAGAAUACCUUCAGCAGAACAUCAAGGGCUCGAGGCUGUACGUGAUCCCGGAGGGGAAGCAUAAUGUGCACCUGCGAUAUUCCACUGAGUUUAACACACUGGUGGAGGAAUUUCUGACUCGAUGAGAAGAUCACGACCUCCAGAGGUUUGGUGUCCAGAUACUGAGGAAAACGAGGAAGUGGACUAUGAAAUAGUGUUAUUUUCGCAAAACUAUCGAAAACAAUGAUGAAAUUUUUUUUCUUUUCCUGUGACUAAGACGAGAAGACAAUAAGGUCAUUAAACGAUAACUGUGACUAUAUCAACAUGCAACAUCAUUGAAGAAAAAUGACGAGACUAAAAUGUAGUUGAAAAAAUAAAACCUUUGCCAAAAU